This is a messenger RNA of Metarhizium acridum CQMa 102, 2151 nucleotides long. The record is from RefSeq and is a predicted model, not a curated record. NCBI's taxonomy places the organism in Eukaryota, Fungi, Ascomycota, Sordariomycetes, Hypocreales, Clavicipitaceae.
AUGUCGACGCCCACGACGGCCGUGGUCACCUUCCCUCACUACCACGACGCUCACGCUCACGCCCACGGCAACCACUCGCACCAUCACAGCUGGCAGGGUCACCACUCGUCGUUCACAACAACAAAUUAUCGCUCCACAGCUGCCAAUUCUUUGCUACACCAGUGCAACUCGUCCGUGCCUGAAUCAUCAUCUUCAUCGAGUACGGCACGCCUCCGGCCCUUCUACCAGUCCGGAAGCUGUAUGACCGGCUACCCUUCAUCGGAUGGCAUAACCCAAAACCAUCCGCCCCAAUCAGCGCCGGCGCCCCCUCCUCACGGCGGCCACUACAUACAUCGCAGCCAUAUUGAACCGUCCACUCCAACGACACCGAGAUUUCGUACCGAUCAUAAUUAUUCAUCCACAUCCGCCAUGGCCAGUGCAACGGCUACCACUACUGCCACGGCUGCUGCGAGACAUGGGAUUGCUGACCAUCUCUCACGGAAACGCCGCCGCGAACCCGACUGGAAUACUUUUUAUCAAAAUGGCCUUCCCAAGGAAAUCAUCGUCAUUGACGAUAGCCCUGACCCAGAGGCCUCUACUGACCGAAAAUUGACAUCAUCAGGUACAGGUGGCCAUACUUCUGCGUGUGCCAUAUCACAUGAGACGAAUUUUACCACCAGUCACCUUGUAAAGCGAAGACGGCGGGAUGACGCUGCUCCCGGCUAUCACAUACAAUAUGUGGGCUCUCGCACAAACACACCAAGGCAAAAUGCAACGCUCAACGACUCUACUCUCUCCAGUGAUCGCACUAACUCGGUUCACAAUACUACGGCACCGACCUCUCUUACAUCCAGCAUCCACUACGAAGACGCACCCGCUCCUUUGAAGCGGAAACGGACUACCCGCCGACAAGCUGCCAAUGAGGCAAAACGUCGGGUCAUUGAUGUCCUCGGUGGCCCAUGCCUCACGUACAAGCCACCUCCAUUUCCCCCCAAAAAGGUCGCCGAAGUCCACGUCCGAGUCGUACAUGACCACUACUCAAAAAGGAAAGCCGAUGAUGACGACGGCCACUACAUAGUCGUUCCUGAUAAAAUAACUCGCCUUCUUGGCCAAGGAACUUUUGGUAAAGUAGUCCAGGCGCACGACCGGAAGCGAAAUGAGGCUGUUGCCGUUAAAAUCAUUCGAUCUGUACAAAAAUACCGUGAUGCAUCAAGGAUUGAACUCCGAGUACUAGCUACUCUUAAGGCUAAUGAUAACGAAAAUAAAUAUCGGUGCAUACAUCUGAGGGACACCUUUGACUACCAGGGUCAUAUUUGCAUUGUUAUGGACCUGCUAGGCCAGAGCGUCUUUGACUUCUUAAAAGGCAAUGGCUUUGUGCCCUUUCCCAACAGCCAAAUUCAAAACUUCGCUCGCCAAUUAUUUACCAGUGUAGCCUUUCUACAUGACCUAAAUUUGAUACAUACCGAUCUCAAGCCGGAGAACAUCCUCCUAAGAGACGACAAGUAUCAGGCAUUUACUUAUAACCGGAAAAUCCCCUCAUCUUUAACCACUAUUAACCGGCAGGCCUCGCAACGGCGAGUGUUAUUAAACACCGAAAUUCGGUUGAUUGACUUUGGAUCUGCGACGUUCCAGGAUGAAUAUCAUUCCUCCGUGGUAUCAACUAGACAUUAUCGAGCUCCAGAAAUUAUCCUAGGCUUAGGAUGGUCAUUCCCUUGUGAUAUGUGGAGUAUUGGCUGUAUCCUAGUGGAGUUCUUUACUGGCGAUGCAUUAUUCCAAACACACGAUAAUCUCGAACAUCUGGCGAUGAUGCAGGCCGUCAUUGGCUCGAGGAUAGACAGCCAUCUUGUGCAGACCGUGAACAAGAUGUCUACAAGGAGCGGUGGGAAUCCUGCAUCCAAAUACUUUAAACGCCUCAAGCUAGACUAUCCCACCUUAGAAACGACACGAGGAUCUAGGAGAUUUGUUAAGUCUAUGAAACGCCUCGAGGACAUUAUCCCAUCAAAUAAUCAAUUUUUCAAACAUUUCCUCGAUUUACUUCGGAAGAUCUUUCUGUACGAUCCCGCACAACGCAUUACUGCUAAACAGGCUUUGAACCAUCCGUGGUUUAAAGAAAUCCCUCAACCGGACGACGGCACUGAAGCGGCCAAGAUUCGUGAACGACAACAUGGCUGA